CUCUGGGAGGCCGAGGUGGGAGGAUUGCUCAAGAUCAGGAGUUCAAAACCAGCCUGAGGAAAAGACUGGAAGGUUAGAUUAGAACCAUGACUCUGACCUGUAAGCUUUAGAGGAAAUGGAAGUGGCUUCCAUAGAAAGAAACAUCCGCAAGGCAGAGGGAUCCGAAAUGAAACUGAACCUGGAGUAACUGGCUGUCCUCUCGUGACAGCCUGCGGAAAGAGGCAACCCUGACUCCUCUAAACUGAUGCACAAGGUUGGGCCAAGCUCUCCGGCUCCGUCCGGGUGGCUUGGCACGACUAUCUUUUCUACUCGGCCACUCGGCGCCCCUGCCCGCCUGCAGGUCUGCGUGGACCUGCAUGAGGCGCAUGUCCGGCGGGGACCCGAGGAGGACUCAACACCCAGGCGGGCAAGAGCUCCACCGAGGUGCACACCAGCAGCACACGUUCCCAGUCUUGCAGCUGAGACCUAUCUAUGCCUACCUUCAGAGGAAGGAGAGUCCCGCAACCCUCUCCUGGUCGUAACCAGAGACGUUUGUAGCCGAGGCUGCUGUAUGUGAUGCAUUCUGAGAUCUCCAGCCAACUCAACAUCAGCUCCUCCUCUGUGACUGGGUCCUCAUUAAGGUCCUCCCAAGACAGACUUCACUGGAUCUACACUCAAGAGAACUCUGCCAGGUUUUCCUGACCCCCCUACAUCACUGUAAAGUGCCAAGGCCUUAAGACUUGGGUACAUGUAUUACAACGGCAAGAGUGCCAACACCAACAAAAGAGCCUCUGGACCUGUGAGCUCCUCUGUUUCACCAAGCAGACAUAAUAAUCUUAUCAAGAAAGCAGAGUAAGCUAAGUGCCUCUGUGUGACCACCACCAGCUGUAUCACCACCAGCUGAUAACAACAACAAAAAAAUAACUAAUUGAGCCUAGGGCCUAUCUCUUCCUGAGAAGCUGGGAUUUGAAGGAGCUAUUCUGAUAUCUGGGCUGCUAGUAAGUGACUAAUAACAUUAUAAGUGACUGAUAACAUUAUAGACUGGAUUGGUCCCUGAGUUCAGAGACUGAGUUGCAAUUGAGUGAAAAAUAGACAACGAAAUCUUGAAGAAUUGCACAGAGGUGCAAGCCAAAUUUAACCCUCUCCAAGUAAUUAACUGUAUGUAUGCCUUGUUUCCUGGAAGCAUGAGUCUGUUGGGACUUGGGACAAGAAGAAAACAAGACAUCUUCACAAGGAAAAUCAGACACUAAAAAACUACCCCAAACUCUGAAGAGAUAGAACACAAACAUGACCGACAGUGGACUUCGGGAGCCUCAAGAGAAUUCUCAAAAGUAUUUGGAAAAUGAUCCAUCAAUAAAUUCUCAGGCACAGGAGACCACAAUCACAGCAAGUAUCAUUGAAGAAGCUCAGACUCCACACCCUGCCUCUGGUCUUAACAAAGAGCACCAAGAGAUAGAGACAAUAUAUCCAGAAAGUGCAGAUACAGUUGAUGAAUCAGAAAGUCCAGAUGAGGCCGGGCAUGAAACAAAUUUUGGGGACUAUCCAAAGGAUAAAACAGAACAUGAGAACAACCAGAGUUUUCAGGAUGGAGAACAAGGGCAUCAUGUCCCUUCAGAAAAUCUGGGUGAAGAACCCUUGGAUCCAGAUCCUGACCAUUCUGCAAGUGAUAAGGAAGGAAGAGCAGAUGCACACUUAGAGAGCAGCUCUGCAGCCCUCCCUGAGGAAGUGAGUGACAGAACUGGAGCUUCUCAGGAGCCAUCUGCUGCAAUAAUCCAGGAGGCCCAAAGUUCUGGUCAUUCCAGGGUGGGUCUAGAGAGCCAGGAUACACUGAGGAGGCGACUGCCUCCAGAGGCUGAAAAUCGUCAACAAGAAACACAAAAAUUGGAAGAGAACAAAGAGAAUGCACAAGAAGCCAUAAUAAAGAUUAGUAAAAAGGCUUUUUGGAGCUAUGGCCCCAUCUUUCUUGGCUUCCUGGUUGUGGCUUUUGUGCUAAAUUCUGUUAAUAGCUACUAUUCAUUUCCAGCCCAGCAAGUACCCCCAAAUCCAGCUUUGGAGGCCUUCUUGGCUCAGUUUAGUCAGUUGAAGGAUAAAUUUCCAGGUCAGAGUUCAUUCCUUUGGCAGAGAGGAUGUAAGUUUCUCCAGAAGCACCUCAAUGCUUCAAACCCUACUGAGCCAGCCACGAUCAUAUUUACAGCAGCUGGGGAAGGGAAAGAGACUCUGAAGUGCCUGAGCCACCACGUUGCAGAUGCCUAUACCUGUUCCCAGAAAGUCUCUGCCAUUCAAAUUGAUGGGGCUGGAAGAACCUUGCAGGACAGUGACACAGUCAAGCUGUUGGGUGAUAUGGAACUGAGCUAUGGAUUUGAGAAUGGCCAGAAGGCUGCCGUGGUACACAACUUUGAGUCCCUUCCUGCAGGCUCCACCUUGAUCUUCUACAAGUAUCGUGAUCAUGAGAAUGCCGCCUGUAAAGAUGUGGCUCUGGUCCUAACCGUUCUAUUAGAAGAGGAAACAUUAGAAGCAAGUGUAGGCCCAAGGGAAACUGAAGAAAAAGUGAGGGAUUUACUCUGGGCCAAGUUUACCAACUCGGACUCUCCCAGCUCCUUCAACCACAUGGAUUCAGACAAACUGAGUGGGCUCUGGAGCCGUAUUUCACACCUGGUACUGCCUGUGAAGAACAUAGAGGAACGGGGUUGCCUUUUUAAAAGCUAACUCAAAGUUGAUUAUAGAAGGCACAGGCUUAUGAAAAAGUUUAAAGGCCUUCCAUUCAUGAGGAAGGAGGUUGAUAAAUGUGAAGAAAUAGCCUGAAAAGCAAAAAUGAACUUAUGUUAGAAAAAAGUUUUCAUUUUUUACUUUUUGUAAAAUCUUUAAUAAUCUAAGCCUUGACAAAGCUAAAAAUUGAUGACUUAUUUUCUUUGCCUUUUCGGGCAAAUCAGAUUUGAAAUAUAUAGCAUGGUAUCUAUAACUGAGGAAUAUUUUAAAUUCCAAAAUACAGCAACAAAAUCAUUGCACAGGAAGAUACUCUUCUCAGAGUAACUAUCAAGUGAUUUUUGUUUUCUUGAGUGAGGCUCUAAAGAAGGUAGAGCCUCACUUUUAGGUAGUAUUUGAAAUUGGACAAAAGUAAUUACAAUUAUGAAGCAAUGAUAAAUUUUAGAAAACUUUUCAAUCACACAUUAAGUAUUUUUAAAACUCACUUUAAUAAUGUAGUUGUGAGAUUAUAUCCUAUUUGCAGUUUUGAGUAGUAUGAAAAAAUAAAAUAUAAAUUUAAACCAUCGAACACUUACCCUAAAUACUAUGUGUAAGGCACUGUGCUUUUUUUCCAUUAAUGAGCUAAGGUAAGAGCAGAUGUACUCCAAAAAUGUUCUGGACCAGGUGUGGUGGCUCACACCUGUCAUCCUAGCACUUAGGGAGGCUGAGGCAUUAGGAUUGCUUGGGCUGUCACCAUUAUCCUGGAAUGUUUCAAUUAAGUUUUGGCUUCUCUGGUUUUAUGAUAAAUAUGUAUAUAUAUAUAUUUUUUCUUAAGUCAUGUGAUUAAAGUAUGGAAGGAUUUUAGGGAACACUAAGAAGGUAUCAGGAUCUUUACUGAUACCUAAAAAGAUUACAAAGACAUGGGGAAGAAUCUAUUUGAAAAUAUCUGCCACAGGAAAAAGACAUGAAUCUGUUCUAACCAAAGCCUUAAGUUGUGAUCGAUUGAGUGUAGGGGGUUACCUGAAGGAACAAUUUGCAUUUGGGAUGCUGAUGAAAUCUUACAGUCUAUUUCAGAAAAGACCCAAACACAAAGCAUAGUAAAUGUAUUAAAUAAUAUCAGUGUCAAUCCAAUAUAAAUUCAAGGAAAUUAAAGAAAAAUCUACAUGCCAUAUUUGAUUUUUUUCUGUAUUUCUAGAUCUUAGAUGGUAGCAUUACAUCACACAAAACCAAUGGUGCCUUGUGAACUGUUAUGUUGGCCUGCUGACCUGUGCUACCUCAGAUCUAUAGAG
Messenger RNA from Microcebus murinus (gray mouse lemur), 3950 nucleotides. The record is from RefSeq and is a predicted model, not a curated record. NCBI's taxonomy places the organism in Eukaryota, Metazoa, Chordata, Mammalia, Primates, Cheirogaleidae.